Molecule: messenger RNA, 2955 nt
Organism: Hymenoscyphus albidus
Lineage: Eukaryota; Fungi; Ascomycota; Leotiomycetes; Helotiales; Helotiaceae
Source: the annotation of a GenBank genome assembly
GUAGAUCGCGUUGGUUGUCGCAUCGCAUCGCAACUUUCUCCAACUUCAAAUUCACCACUUCUCCAUGAAAACAAUAUAUUCUCUCUAAGCCUUCAGUUUUGAUUUUUUUUCUGGCUUUACACACACAUUCUGCGAGCCGCCAAAAUGGUCCAACCAACGAGGCGCGAUCAAUCCUACCAUAAAUCCCUGGGCACCCCUACAAACGCCCUGGUGAAGGAGGUAAGCUUCAGAUCCCCCCAACGGAAAAAUUGCGCUGCUUUGCGCAGUUCAUGGAGGAAUAUCUCUCGAAUUGAAGAGCUGGGACUAGCGGUUGGGAUAUGGUCACUUUUGCCUCUGGCAUCCUUUCAUUGCGCAUUCUGAGGACUGGAGGAUGCUUAGUGAUGCAGACGAGUUGUGGAUUGCGCGCGUGCCUUCACAGAAAACAUCAAUGGCUAAUAUAUACUUCAUAGGCUCGAAUCUUGAUGGUAGGAGCUGGAGGAAUUGGCUGCGAACUUCUCAAGAAUCUGGUUCUUACGGGAUUUGGAGACAUCCAUAUUGUUGACCUGGACACCAUUGAUCUCAGCAACCUCAAUCGACAAUUCCUCUUUCGCCAUGAGCAUAUAAAGAAAUCGAAGGCUUUGGUUGGUCACCUAUCGUCAUCUGCGAUCAUACGGAGCUAACACAUAUGGUAAACAGGUUGCGAAAGAGGCGGCGCAUGCGUUCAAUCCAGAUGUAAAAAUCGAGGCUCACCAUGCCAACAUCAAGGACCCCCAAUUCAAUGUUGCCUGGUUCAAAGGGUUCACUAUGGUUUUCAAUGCUCUGGAUAACUUGGAGGCGAGAAGGCAUGUAAACAGAAUGUGCCUGGCAGCGGACAUUCCUUUAAUUGAGAGUGGCACUACUGGUUUCAAUGGUCAAGUUCAGGUCAUCAAGAAGGGUGUUACGGCAUGUUAUGAUUGCACAGCAAAAGAAACUCCAAAGAGUUUUCCCGUAUGCACAAUUCGAAGUACACCAAGUCAGCCAAUUCAUUGCAUUGUAUGGGGAAAGAGUUACCUAUUGACGUUGGUUUUGCUCCCUUGACCCAGCUUUUCAAAUCUAACAUUUUGUAGUGAAAUUUUCGGUGCUAGUGAGGAAGAAUUAGCACAGAUUGAUAAUUCGGAAGACUCGGAAAAUGGUACGGCCAUACCUCAAACGCACUACAUAUUACGACUCUGCUAAAAGUUCACAGCCAAGGAGAUCGAGAAGUUACGUCAGGAAGCUGAGGCUUUGAAAAAUAUUAGAGAAUCUAUGGGUACAUCAGCUUUUCCACAACUUUUAUUCGAUAAAGUAUAUCAAGAUGAUAUCAAUCGCUUGCGCUCAAUGGAAGAAAUGUGGAAGACCCGACGACCACCUCAGCCGUUAAGCUAUGCAGGUAUUAUCGAGCAAAAGACGGGUAGCCAGCGAACAACUGAAGAAAUAUUGAAGGAUGGUCAAAGAGUCUGGACACUUGAGGAGAAUAUGGUUGUUUUCAAAGACAGGUCAGUUUCUUAUCUUAUAUUCCAACCCUAAACGCGGAUACUAACCUUGACAAGUCUGGACCGAUUGAGUAAGAGAAUGGAAUCCAUGAAAGCUGCCGCGAAUGGUGAUUCGGCUCAGCCAGUCAUCACAUUCGAUAAAGAUGAUGAAGAUACCCUGGAUUUCGUUACAGCAAGCGCAAAUUUGCGAUCAAUAGUCUUUGGCAUUGAAUGUAAGUCUCGAUUUGACAUCAAGCAGAUGGCGGGAAAUAUCAUUCCGGCCAUUGCAACCACCAAUGCUAUAGUUGCUGGUCUGUGUGUCUUGCAAUCGUUUAAGGUUCUUCGAGGCGAUUAUUCCGUCGUUAAGGAGGUAAGUUACAUCUCAAUUACCGCUACGCGCAAAGCCCAAGUUCUAACAAUCCUCCUCAAAGACAUAUCUCUCACCAUUCGCUUCCCAACGACUGCUUGCCUCAGAUGUUAGCCGACCUCCAAAUCCCGACUGCCCAGUAUGCAGUGUUGCGUAUACGUCACUUCUUGUUGAUACAACUCGGGCCACUUUAGGAAAUCUGGUUGAGGACUUCUUACGACUGGAGUUGGGUUACGGUGAAGAGAUUGUUGUUAACAAGGGAUCCGAUUUACUUUACGAUGUCGAAGAAACCGAAAACUUGACCAAGACAUUUGGUGAACUCGGUAUGUGCUAAAUUUCAAUUCUUGUAAAAUCUACUAAUUCUAGUUUAUAGGCAUCGGGGGUGAUACCUUCUUGACAAUCAUUGAUGAAGAUGACGACAAUCCACGGGUCAAUCUGGAGCUCAUUGUGCAGGAAUCGUAGGUCCAUUAACAUAGUGAUAUAUUCGCCUAUUUCUCUAACACCCGUACAGAACCACAGUAGAUGGCAAGCCCAUCCAAGCAGUAAAUUUCCCACCACCAGUUUCUGCGCCCACCGACGGUUCAGAAUCACAAGAGCCUCAAUCGCCAAUCCCCAGGAAGAAGCCUUCAAGUUCAAGUAAUAGAAAUGGUGUUCACGCUGCGGAGCCUUCUGUCACAAACGGCAAUGGCAACGUAUCUGAACCAAGUGGCUCCUCCCCAAUCAAGAAGCGAACCAUCUCACAAGUCGAAGAGGCCGAGCAUCAAGCUAAGCGAUCAAAGCUUCAGACUGCUGUACCAGACGAUGACGAUAUCAUAAUCGUGGAAGAUACAGAUGGUGCUAUCGUCAUCGACGAUGACUGAUACACCAAUGUCCAUCCAAACCGCCCACAUACCUUAAAAUUACACCUCAGAAAUACCCGGCGUCUAUGGGUGUGGGUUGAAAUGGAUAUGAAUCCCGAAAAAUUCAUUGUAAUAUAUUUUCUUUUCCUCUUCCUUCCUUGUUUUUGCGACAUAUGAGUGAUCACAUGGCACUCAAUCCACCAUCCAGAUUGAGAACACAAUUGUUUGCAUAUGCGUUGGUGGCUAAGAAGAGGGCGGCGUCUGCUAUCUCCGAGGGGGU